This is a messenger RNA of Toxotes jaculatrix (banded archerfish), 7361 nucleotides long. It is a transcript of the gene lamb2, whose product is annotated as laminin, beta 2 (laminin S). Gene Ontology annotation, cellular component: laminin trimer. The record is from RefSeq and is a predicted model, not a curated record. Bases 164 to 5557 code for a protein of 1797 amino acids. Lineage: Eukaryota; Metazoa; Chordata; Actinopteri; Toxotidae. The transcript has 36 exons. Gene Ontology annotation, biological process: substrate adhesion-dependent cell spreading; basement membrane assembly; cell migration. Gene Ontology annotation, molecular function: extracellular matrix structural constituent.
GGAGUCCUGAUCACAGUAACGCUGCUCAGCUCUGCGUCUGUCCGGGUAGCUGCGCAGCAAGUGGAGCCGGAGGGAGAGUGUUUCAAGCACAACACCGGAGCAAACACCUGAAAGAGGAUCGAGACGGUUGCUCACAGCCCGGAGGGUUGAUGUGCGCUCAGAGAUGCAAGCCUCACUGCUAAUGCUCGUCUGUGUCCUGGCUGCUGCUGUCGGCCAGGAGCCUGACCACAGCCACGGCUGUGCUCAUGGCAGCUGCUACCCGGCAACAGGGGACUUGCUGGUUGGACGAGAGAAGAACCUGAAGGCUUCUUCCACUUGUGGGAUGAGGAGAAAAGAGCCUUACUGCAUUGUCAGUCAUCUUCAGGAUGAGAAGAAGUGUUUCGACUGUGACUCCAGACGACCAUAUGACCCCGUCUAUAACACUAUCAAUCACCGGAUAGAGAAUGUGAUCACCACCUUCAAGCCUCACCGCAAGAAGUCCUGGUGGCAGUCUGAGAAUGGGAAGUCGGAGGUCUUUAUCCAACUGGAUUUGGAAGCAGAGUUUCAUUUCACUCACUUGAUUAUGACCUUCAAGACUUUCCGUCCGGCAGCCAUGCUGAUUGAACGGUCAGCAGAUUUUGGUCGUACCUGGAAGAUCUACCGCUACUUUUCUCACGACUGUGCCACUGCCUUUCCCGGAGUCUCCCAGGGUCCUUUGCAUAGCAUUAAUGAUGUCAUCUGUGAGUCCCGCUAUUCUGACAUUGAGCCAUCAACAGAGGGAGAGGUCAUCUACAGAGUGUUGGAUCCAGCCAUCAGGAUUGAGGACCCAUACAGCCCGAACAUCCAGAACCAGCUAAAGAUCACCAACUUGAGAGUGAACUUCACCAAGCUUCACACACUGGGAGACAACCUGCUGGACCCGAGAGCGGAAAUAAAAGAAAAGUACUACUACGCCAUAUAUGAGCUUGUUGUACGUGGAAACUGCUUUUGCUACGGCCAUGCAUCAGAGUGCGCCCCCAUCGAUGGCAUCAGGGAUGAUAUAGAAGGAAUGGUUCACGGCAGGUGCGUGUGUAACCACAACACCAAGGGUUUGAACUGUGAGCAAUGUGACGACUUCCACAAUGACCUGCCCUGGAGACCAGCUGAGGGACGCAACACCAACGCCUGCAAGAAGUGUAACUGUAACGGCCACUCAAACCAGUGUCACUUUGACAUGGCGGUGUAUUUGGCCACGGGUAACGUCAGCGGAGGAGUGUGCGAUGACUGUCAGCACAACACCAUGGGGCGCAACUGUGAGAUGUGCAAACCCUUCUACUACAAAGACCCCAUCAAGGAUAUAAGGGACCCACGAGUCUGCAUCGCUUGUGACUGCGACCCGGAUGGUUCUCAGAAUGGCGGCAUGUGCGACAGCCACACCGACCCUUCCCUCGGCAUGGUGGGAGGUCAGUGUCGUUGCAAAGCUAACGUCGAGGGGCCGCGGUGUGACAAGUGCAAAACGGGCUUCUUUGGCCUGAGCGCCGAAAACCCUCAGGGCUGCCAACCUUGCUGGUGCGACCAUAGAGGGACUGUGUCAGGCAACUCCCAGUGUGACCCAGUCAGUGGAGACUGCUUCUGCAAGCGUCUGGUCACUGGACGCAGCUGUGAUCAGUGUCUGCCAGAGCACUGGGGACUGAGCCACGACCUGAACGGCUGCAGAGGCUGUGAGUGUGAUAUCGGAGGAGCUCUGGACAAUCACUGCUCCAUGGAGAGCGGUCAGUGUCGCUGCCGCAGUCACAUGACAGGACGCCAGUGUACACAGGUGGAGUCUGGACAUUUCUUCAUGGCUCUGGAUCACUUCCUUUAUGAAGCAGAGUUAGCCAAAAUGGGACAGGGCUGUAUGCUGGAGACCAGGGAGCACCAGCCGGGUCGCCCUGCCACCUGGACGGGCAUUGGGUUUGCCCGGGUACCUGAGGGUGGCACCCUGGAGUUCCCCAUCAGUAACAUCCCUUACUCCAUGGAAUAUGACUUGCUAAUCCGCUAUGAGUCACAGAUGCCACGGGACUGGGAGGAGGUGCGAAUAACUGUGGUGCGUCCAGGGCCAAUUCCUACCAGCAGCCCCUGCGGAAACACCAUCCCAGAUGACGACAGACUCACCGUCUCCCUGCCGGCUGGAGCCAGGUUUGUGGUCCUUCCUCAGCCUGUGUGUCUAGAGAAAGGUGUAACUUACACCCUCCGCUUUGAGUUCAGACGCUAUCAGGACGCCAACAGUAUUCUCAACGGAGCGGCCAACGCUGUUCUCCUCGUGGACUCUAUUGCCUUGAUGCCACGCCACUCCUCCAUGGAGAUGUUCAAUGCAGGGGAUCCAGCCUCGAACAGCAGGAGGCAGACCUAUGAGCGGUACCGCUGCUACGAGGGGGCGAAGAGUGUGACCCGCCCACUGAUGAGUGACACCUGUGCCAAGCUAAUCACCAGCAUGUCGGCCAUCAUAAAUGACGGCGCUCUGCCAUGUAAUUGCGACCCUCAGGGGUCCAUCAGCUCCCUGUGUGAUGUCCACGGAGGACAGUGUCACUGCAGGCCCAACGUGAUUGGACUACGCUGUGACCAGUGUGCUCCAGGAACUUACGGCUUUGGACCGUCAGGCUGCAUACCCUGCGGUUGCAGCUUGGAAGGCUCUGUGACUCGACUCUGUGACAAGUUCACUGGUCAAUGCCAGUGCCGCCCGGGAGCGUUUGGUCAGCACUGCGAUGGAUGCCAGGCAGGUCACUGGGGUUUCCCCAGCUGCCGACCUUGCCAGUGUAACGGACACGCAGACCAGUGCGACCAGAGGACUGGAGCCUGCAUCAACUGCAGGGACAACACUGGAGGAGACAAAUGUGAAAGGUGUGCCAAUGGUUACUACGGUAACCCAGUUCUGGGCAUAGCAUCCGGUGGUCAGUGUCGUCCAUGCCCUUGUCCAGACGGGCCCAACAGUGGGCGCCACUUUGCUGCAUCUUGUUACCAGGACAACCGUAACAGAGAAAUUAUCUGCAACUGUAACCAGGGUUACACAGGGAUUGUUAAACGCUCCGGGGUGACCAUUUUUAAGCGUGCUCGAUGUGAGGAAUGUGCCCCUGGUUAUUAUGGCAACCCCUCUCAGCCUGGAGGGCGCUGCCAGCCGUGCCAGUGCAACAACAACAUAGACAUGUCAGAUGUGGAAUCAUGCGACAGGCACACAGGAGAGUGUCGGAAAUGCCUCUACAACACUGAAGGACCCAACUGCGGCAUCUGCAAGAGCGGGUAUUUCGGGGAUGCGUCCCGACGCAACUGCAGGAAGUGCAUCUGUAACUUUCUGGGUACUGAACGUGGUCAGUGUAUGGACCGUGAAGACUGUGUGUGCCAGCGCACCACAGGCCAGUGCCAGUGUCUACCAAACGUUAUAGGCCUGACCUGCGACCACUGUGCCCCCAACCACUGGAACCUGGCCAGUAGCAGGGGCUGUGAACCCUGUGGCUGUGACCCCAACAACUCUGUCACCUCCUCAUGUAAUGAGUUUACGGGUCAGUGUCAAUGUCGUGAUGGCUUUGGAGGGAAGACCUGCACAGACUGUCAGGAGAACUACUGGGGAGACCCCAGGACUCAGUGCAGAGCUUGUGACUGUGACUGGCGUGGCAUUGAGACCUCUCAGUGCAAUCGCGUGACCGGCCACUGUGUUUGUCAGCAGGGGGUGUCAGGUGUCCGCUGUGAUCAGUGUGCCAGGGGCUUCUCUGGCCAGUUCCCCAACUGCCAGCCCUGUCACCAGUGCUUUGGGGACUGGGAUCGCAUUGUACAGGACCUGGCAGUGCGUACCAAGGCUCUGGCAGAGCGUGCCCAUGAGAUUCAGACCACUGGGCUUACCGGGGCCUAUGAGAAGGCCUUCAGAGACCUGGAGGAGAAACUGGCACAAGCUCAGGGAAUUGUUAACGCACGCAAUGCCACUGCCGCAGCCGUUGCUACCCUAAUGGAGCUUAUUGAAGAUAUUAGAGCUCAGAUCAGUGAGACCACUGACACCCUGAACCGUCUGGAAGGAGACCUAACUAUGGUACAGGACAGCAACUCUGAGGCAAGCAAGGAGCUGAGUGCUCUGGAGAGAGAGGCAAAGGAACUAAACCUCACUUCAGAGCAGCUACACCAACAACUGAAUAUCCUCAAAAACUCCAACUUCCUAGGUGCGUACGACAGCAUCCGUAGUUCCUACAACAAGUCUCGUGAUGCUGAGCGGCGUGCUAAUGAAUCAACAACCACCAGGCCCAGCACAGUCAGCCAGUCUGCAGACACCCGCCGCCGCACCGAGCGCCUUAUCACCGCCAAGAAGGACGACUUCAAUCGUAAAAAUGCAGCCAACAAGCGUGCGCUUGGAGACCUCAGCACCAGAGCACAGGGCCUGGACAUGAAGAAGAUCAAUGAGAAGGUCUGUGGUGCCCCAGGUGAUGCUCCCUGUGGGGAGAGCCCUUGUGGGGGUGCAGGUUGCCGUGACGAUGAGGGAAACCGCCACUGUGGAGGCCUGAACUGUAAAGGCGCUGUAGCAGUAGCUGACAGUGCACUGGAGAAAGCCAAACAUGCAGAGAAGGAGCUAAACAAAGCUAUGGGAGAGAUGGAGGGACUCUUCACCAAGGUGGCAGAGGCCAAGACCAAGGCAGAGGAGGCCAAGGGUAAAGCCCAAGCAGCUCUGGACAAAGCCACGGCCACCAAGAACAAAGUGGAGCGCUCCAACAAUGACCUGAGAGACCUCAUCAAACAGAUCAGAAACUUCCUCACUCAGGAGGGAGCAGAUCCAGACAGUAUUGAGGCAGUGGCAAACCGUGUCUUGGAGCUCUCCAUCCCUGCUUCACCCCUCCAGAUCAGACACCUUGCUGAUGAAAUCAAGGAUCGGGUUCGCAGCCUCUCGAACGUGGACGCCAUCCUGGAGCAGACGCAGGAUGAUGUCCGCAAGGCAGAGCAACUGUUGCUGGAUGCCAAGAGGGCAAGGCAUCGAGCUGAGGGGGUAAAGACAACAGCGGAGACAGUAAAACAAGCCUUGGCAGAUGCUAAGACUGCCCAGGCGUCGGCAGAGAAGGCCAUAGCAAGAGCCAAAGCUGACAUUGACAUGACCGAGACUCGACUGGCACAGAUUGAGUCGGAGACGUCCAACAGUCAACGGCACCUGGAUGAUACCAUGGACCGCCUAGGCACACUGGGACGGGAUAUCAAUGCCCUGAAGACCAAACGUGCCAACAACAGCAUGGCAGCGGCCCGAGCCGAAGAGACAGCCACCAUGGCACGAGACAAGGCAAACGAAGCCAAGCAGAUUCUAGAUGGCCAGCUGACAGAUAAAUACCAUGAGGUGCAGCAGCGGGUUGACACCAAGUCCAAGGCUGUGCAGGACGCCAAGAAGAGGGCCGAGAGCCUCAGAGAUGAAGCACAGGCGCUACUGAGUGAUGCCCAGAACAAGCUGCAGAGACUAGCAGAGCUGGAAAAAAACUAUGAGGAGAAUCAGAGGAGGUUGGAGGGGAAAGCUCGUCAGCUGGAUGGCUUGGAGGACAAGAUGAAAGCCAUCCUCAAUGACAUCAACAAACAGAUCCAGAUCUACAACACGUGCCAAUAAGUCACUAUUCCGUGUUAUAUGGAAACGGGUCCAUCAUCAUAUUACUCUGCCAUUUCCUUCAGAUUCAGGAAACUGUCAACAGACUUUGAAGAAAUUAAUUAAAGAAGGUUUGGGUAGUUAGUUCAUCACACUGCAAAUGAAUUUGCAUAUUUUGAGUCCAAACCGUCUUCUAAAUAUUUAAAAACUGUUGCUAUCAUAUUGAGAUAAAUGAACAUACCCAUGUCUGAACAUGUAAAUGUUGUCCAACAUCACGUAUUUUAUUUAAAUUUUAAUAAGUGCACAUUAUUUUUGCUUUUUUUUUUUUUAAAUAAUCUGGAAAUGUAUCUGUUUAAAUUUGUUUUUUGAAUAUAAACAAAUGAAAAUUAUAUUUUAGAAAAGUCAUACACAGAUUUGGUUGAAAACUAAUGAUUUGAAAAUAAGCUGUAGUGUUUAUUUUAUUGUUUUCUUACUUAAGGUGACAGCUGCAUGUCAUUAUCAUUUUCACCAUCUUUUUCUAUGAACUACUGGAAGUAUAUUCUGAGCUGUGCUCACCACAAGAGGACUUCAUUUAAAAUGCAUUAACAGUGUCUUUUUGCAGAAGGAAACUCAACAUUUGGGUGCAUGAGUCCAUAAAAUGAGUCUGAAGAUUUGUCCAAAUUUAUUUUUUAGUGUUUUAUUUUCAAAUAAGCCAAGAAUAUAGACACUGGACCCUAUUCCCUAGGGUCCAGUGUAGUUUUAAGGACAUGCCUUUUCAGUAACAAUGAAGAGAUGAACAGGGUUAUUGCAUUCAUGGAUUUUUUUUUUUUUUCAGAUAAAAAAUACACCUAUUGUUGUGCUUGGCAUUAUUCUUUUUAUCAUGUCUGCCUUCACACAAAUACCAGGUAAACAAAUGGUAUGAUAUGACCAUUUGUAUGUGAAAAUACAAUGAACUAUUUGACUUACUAAGCCAAUAGAUAUAAACCACCACAAACCACCUCUGCCUGCAAUAGGAGGGUGACUGUACACUGAUACAUAAUACACAGGAAUAAUAAGGAGAUAAGUGUAAGCUAACAGCAUACAUAGUGCUAGAAGGCAGCUCUCAGGAUGCCAGUGUUGAUCACUAUGUCAGUCUGUUUGCUGGGAAACUUUGUUCCAGAGGGAAAUAUCUAAACACCUGUCAGAUAAAACUGCUGAAACAAGAAGACAUGAUCUUUUCAGAAUCUCAUGUGUUCCGAUGUUGUCACUGUACAGAGGGUAAAGGGUUUGAUUUUGCUCGUUCAGUAUGAAGCUGGAGCCAGGAGAAGAGAUGGUUGUCCUAGCUAAGUAUAAAGGGUGGAGACGAGUGAAACAGCUAGCCUGGCUCUGUCCAAAAUCAAAAAAUCAGCCUCACUAAUGAACACGUUAGCCAGCAGAGACACAAAGAAGUCACUGAUCCUGGCCAAGAAAUAGGAGAACUAUUCCUUUAAGUCAUCACCAAGAUUCAUUUUUGUGAAUGUCAAAUCCAAGAUGCACAAAUGUUUGUGAAUGUUUGUUUAUCAAAUAAUCUGUGAUGAUGAUGUUGCCUCACUGAUGCAACAUCGUAUUCUACAGUAUGUACAGUGUUUAAUUGUGCCUUACACUGUGUCAGUCUCUUGGAUAUUUACUCAUGUACUGUUUGCAUGGCAAUGUGUAUUUUAGGAAACAUAACAAACCAAAAAACUAACUUUGUGCACAUAUUUCCCCCUGCCUGCCUAUCAGCUGGCAGCCACAUGAUUUUGAAAACUAACUGCCAAAGUAAAAAUACCAAAAGAGGCUUGUGUAAAGUUUUACAAUGUACAGUUUUGUGAAUAAAGCUUAAAUAACUUAA